Amphibalanus amphitrite is the source of this 2957-nucleotide messenger RNA. RefSeq names its product NADPH oxidase 5-like. Gene Ontology annotation, biological process: defense response; superoxide anion generation. Gene Ontology annotation, cellular component: plasma membrane; NADPH oxidase complex. Lineage: Eukaryota; Metazoa; Arthropoda; Thecostraca; Balanomorpha; Balanidae. The transcript has 11 exons. Gene Ontology annotation, molecular function: superoxide-generating NAD(P)H oxidase activity. The coding region runs from base 497 to 2719 and encodes 740 amino acids. The record is from RefSeq and is a predicted model, not a curated record.
GGUAGCGCCACACCCACGGCACUUCACCGCGAGGACGGAAAGACUCGCCUAUUAUCGAGACAUCCAGCAAAAAAACAGACAAAAGAGGAGCGUGUGGAUAAAUAACCGUCAAAAAGUCACAACCCUGUAUUCGAUGUGCACCCAUAUCGUGUGGCGUAGGGGCCCGAGAAAUGGCCAGAGAUGAUCAUGGAACCGCUACAGGAAGGAACGUGGAACUCUAUGGCACGAGCUGAACGAAAAUCCGUCGAUUCGUGAAUGAUAUCGAUAAUAUCGGCGCUCUGAAGACGAAUGUGGCUGAAUUAUCAAGGGAUAGAGCUAGAUGCUAAAAUGGGACUUUAAUUGAGCUUUAACCGCCUUGAUCGAGAUGGAUUUCAAUGCAGAUUGCAUAUAUAUUCCGCCAAGUGCUUACCGUAUCGAACUAAUGCGAUUCAGAGAAUGCGAUGAGUUCACCAUAGGCCGAUUUCAUUAAUGCAUUUCGAUAUCAUUUCAUUAAGCCAUGGGUAAACACAUAUUUCAAAACAACAUCGCACUGACGGUAUUCUACAGUUUUCUUGUGUGUAUAAACCUGGCGACCUUCUCAUUGACACUGUAUUAUCGGGCGGCCGAGAGCGACGACUGGCUGGUGUCGGUGACAUCGGCACUCGGUAAGAUCCUGCUGCUGGACACUGCCGUGCUGCCCAUCACGGUGUGUCGCCGGAUCCUGGCCUGGGUGCAGGAGACGCCGCUCUUUAUGGUCUCACCGUCCAACAGCCACAAGAGCAUCCACCGCACGCUGAGCCUGACCGUCUGCAUCCUGGCCGUGGUGCACUCGGCCGCCGCCAUGUGGUCCUACUUUGUGGACACUGAGAACCUGGCAGAGCUGUACGAGCGGCCGGACCAGCUGCAGUUGAACGUCUCCGGCUUCGCCUGCCUGGUCGUCGUGCUCAUCAUCGUCAUCACCUCCCUGCUGAGGCACCACAUGUCCUUCCUGGCGUUCUUCCUGACGCACCAGCUGUACGUGGUGCUGUACGGCCUGAUGAUGGUGCACGCCGGACGCUUCUGGAAGUACCUGGUGCUGCCCGUCUGUCUUUGGUCGGCCGAACUACUGCUGCGGAUCGUCUACAGCCCGCGCCGCUCCGCCAUCGCAGAGGUCACCCUGCUGCCCUCCAAUGUGCUGGUUCUGGUCCUCGAGCGGCCUCCAAAGAUGCUGUUCAAGCCGGGAGACUACGUGUUCGUUCAGAUACCCAAGAUCGGGAGGUUCGAGUGGGUGAAGUUUACGAUAACCAGCGCCCCGGAGCAGCAGGAUCUGAUCACCGUGCACGUGCACAUCACCAACAACUGGUCGUUCCGGCUGCGCAACUACUUCCUGCAGGACGUGUCGUUCCACUACAUCCCGCACCGGCUGCACGCGCUCGAGUCCAUCACCGUCAUCCAGAAGGUGGUCAAGUCGUGGCGCAACAUGUUCGGGGGCUUCCAGAACAUCGAGGUGCCGAUGGGCAAGCCGCGAGAGACCAGAAAGGAGCGGCUUCAGAGGAAUAAGGUGGACGCCAUGAAGGUGGAGGAGAAACACCUGACGCUGGACGUGGUGCUCUCGGAGGAUGACGUCACCGAGCCGGAGCCGUCGGCCGCCGUGCUGCUGGAGAAGCCCUCCUCCUCUACGCCGGCCGCCAGCCAGGCGCCGGCCGCCGCGCCGCCGGACCCGGCCGCCAGCCGACGCUCGCUACCCGGCCCGGCGGGCGCCAGUCCGACCAGCUCCUACACCGAGUACCGGCAGGCGGGCCGGCGCGUCGAACAGGAGGCGUCCCAGUUCACCGGCUUUGCCGAGGGCUACUCGGUGUUCACACGCGAGUACGGCAAGACGCUGCGGUUCAGCACGGCCGCGCCGCCGGCCGGCCGCCAGCAGUUCCGUAAGGUGAAGCACCACUCGCUGAUACCGUCCCUGGACCAGAAGGACGGCAGCGGCGCCGGCGGGUCGCAGCAGCCGGCGCCGCCGCUGCUGCCGCCGCUGCCGGCCGGCGCCGCGCCGCCCGCCGACAGUCGGCAGCGUCUGCCCAACAUCGGCAGCAUGCAGGCCACCGCCGCGCCCGCCGCCGGCGAGGGCACCUCCAUCGUCAGCUCCAUGAAGCGGCGCCGACAGGCGGUCGAUGACGACGGUGACGACACCAUCGAGUACGCCGAUACCAUUCGGGUAUUCAUUGACGGGCCGUACAGUUACGGCGGGGAGAAGGUGGGCAUCUUCUCGGCCCGGCACGCUAUCAUCAUCCUGGUCGGACCGGACGUGUUUCCUUUCGCGGCCGUGCUGCAGAGCAUACUCAUCAGGUAUCGUUCCGAAAUCGUGCCGUGUCCAAACUGCGCCUGCGAGUUCAAGAUGCAGCUGCCCAGCUCAUUCAUGAACAUUCGGAAGGUGGACUUUGUGUGGGUGAACUCGGACAUGGAGGGUUACGAAUGGUUUCUCGAGCUGCUCGAAGAUAUGGACCACUACCAGAGGCACAGGAACCUGCUCGAGAACUUCCUCGAGUUCUACCUCUUCAAGACGGGCAUCAAGCCCAUGCCGUCGUUUACGCCGCUCAGAAGGCAGCUGCGACAGGGCCGGCCGAGAUGGAACGAGGUACUGGACGAGAUAGUCGGCAAGAGUAGCGGCGGUGUCGAGGUGUUCUUCUCCGGUCCGCGCACAGUCCGCAAGGUGGUGCAAAAGGCCUGCACUCAGGCCGGUCUGGUGUUCAACUGCACCAACUUCUGAGGGCCUCGGCACCAGCGGUGGUGACCGGCCGCGUGCGGUGUACCCGACACCGGCGUUGAUGACCGGCCGCGCGACGAAGCGCGGGGUGACGGGGAGGAAUGGUCGACUGUGGAGUUGUCGUCGGACGGGCCGGCGACUAGUCGUGUCAGUGUGUGUUGUGGGUGUGAACGCGUGUACACAAUGAAACAGGCGUUAGAGCUUUAUUGUAUAAAGAGCAUUUAAAAAAGAAACACAAAAA